CUCAGAAAGAGAGUGGCACACUCAUAGGCAAUGCUUCUUAGUAAACAGGAGUGCUGCUAAACUACCAUGAGAACCGCCCAAAUAGCCCCUCAUGUUUGAGAGAAGCGAUGCUUGAAUUGUAUAAAUAAAUACACCCUGACUGAGUGGAGCCCAAGCAAACCAAGAUCUAACCAUCUCAAGAAAGGGAACAAAGCUGAGCGCAUAACCCUUACCAUACAGGAUUUCAGAGUGCGCAGAGUCUUGUGUGCAUACUUACCACUUGUAUGGAUUUUAGAAAGUGCGCAAAGUGUUCAGCGUGCAUACUCACCACCAUGUGGUUUUCAUACAGUACACAGAGCUUAACAUAUGUACUUAAAGAUUCCUAAGCAUCGCAGAGGUGCCGGACCACACAGGAGAGGCAAGCUCAAAUUCAUCACACACGCCCCACUCAUCACACACCCCCAUCACACAGUGUUUUUAAAUAAUGAAAAACGUUCCUUUCUUUGUCAUCCUUCCAUAUUAGUAAAGCCAGACCACAAUGACAACUGUAGUUGUGCAGAUGCCUACGAAGAGUGGCUGGAAUUCAGGAAUAUGUGACUGUUACCAGGACUUGAAUUCUUGCUGCUAUGCGUACUGGUGCUUUCCUUGCUUUACCUGCACCACCACUGGGGAUUUUGGGGAAAGCACCUGUCUGCCUCUGCUGGACAUACUCGGGCCAGGCAUCAUGGCAGCAGUCGGGGUUCCAGUAUGUGUGCCACCUGUGUCUCUGGGGAUGAGGGUUGCAGUUCGCCACAAAUAUGAUAUUGAGGGCAGUAUCUGUGAGGACAUCAUGGUGACUUGCUGUUGCAUCUGGUGUUCCUGGUGUCAGAUGAGUAGAGAAAUUAAAGCACGCAAACAAACGGUCUCUGUACAGACAACACAUCCCAUGAUUCAACCCAUUCCAAUGGCAACCACCACACAAGUUAUCUCUACACAGCAGUCAGCUGGAGUGAUCAAUGUGGCACCGGUAGCAUUUGAUCCUGCAGUCCAGAUGGCACCAAUUACAUCUGUCACAACAGUUGUUAAAUAGAUGGACUGCUACUUGUAUCAAUAAUGAUGGCAUACAUAAAUAC
Molecule: messenger RNA, 1091 nt
Organism: Carassius auratus (goldfish)
Lineage: Eukaryota; Metazoa; Chordata; Actinopteri; Cypriniformes; Cyprinidae
Product: placenta-specific gene 8 protein-like
Exons: 3
Coding region: 518-1048 (176 amino acids)
Source: RefSeq, a predicted model, not a curated record